Symbiodinium necroappetens is the source of this 726-nucleotide messenger RNA. NCBI's taxonomy places the organism in Eukaryota, Dinophyceae, Suessiales, Symbiodiniaceae. The record is from the annotation of a GenBank genome assembly.
AUGGAUGACUGGACGCCAGAGUCGGUGAGAGACUGGCUGACAGAGGUGGGCUAUGCGCGUGUCGGCGAAGCCGCACUGCGCGCGGGCGUGUCGGGCUGUGCAUUGCCUUUUCUGGACCACGAGGGUCUUCGAGAGCUUGGUCUUGAGAGCACCGUGGAGCGUGCAAAGGUGCUUGGCCUGUUGUCGAAGCUGGCUUCCCCGUCGGGAACCACGGAGAUGAAAAAGGAGUCGUGCUGGCAUGAACUCCGAAGACCAUUGCCGGAGAUAUCCCCAGACUGCUGCCGAAGCAAGCCCCGGUCCGCGUGGGGCCGAGUGAAGCAAGUCGCGGCCAGGAUAGAUAGUGUGGUUUUUGCGGAUCACAAGAAACCUUGGUUCGAGCACUUGGCAAUGUCAGGUAGGUCUCCGGAUGCAGUGCGCGAAGCUUUAAUGACACAGCUGGACAGCUACAACUUGCUGACCCUCCUCCUGCUUGCCACGGUCCUGCCCACGUCGGUAUCCAUUGGGGUGGAGCUAGAAUGGGAUGCAGACGGGAUGCCGACAUCAUGGUUCAAGCUGGCGUGCCUGGUCUACAGCAUGAUGUACAGCAUCGUCAUCUUUUUUCACUUCACCCUGGUCCACAUCACUUCCGUGCUGGUCACUGACGUAAGCACAGCGAACUUUCAGCUGUUCUUGGAUGCGUUUGGCAAGGACCUCAUGGCGGAUGUGGGCCUGUUUUUCCUGGUGAUC